AUGGAGUCCGCUCAGGGUCCUCAUUCCGUCCGGUUGUACGUGUAUGACCUGUCCCGCGGCUUGGCUCGGCGCCUUAGUCCUGUCAUGCUGGGUAAGCAGCUAGAAGGAAUUUGGCAUACUUCUAUUAUUGUAUUUGAUGAAGAAUUCUUCUAUGGAGGAGGUGGCAUCACUAGCUGUCCACCGGGGGGAACACUGCUGGGUCAUCCAGACACUGUGGUGGAUCUUGGCAACACUGAGGUGACUGAAGAGAUCUUCCUGGAAUACCUGUCCUCACUGGGGGAGUCUGGUUUCAGUGGGGAGUCCUACAACUUGUUUGAUCACAAUUGUAAUACCUUCUCUAAUGAAGUUGCUCAGUUCUUAACCGGGAGGAAAAUCCCUUCGUAUAUAACAGAACUGCCGUCCGAGGUCCUGUCCACACCCUUUGGACAAGCACUCCGCCCUUUCUUGGAUUCCAUUCAAAUUCAGCCACCUGGAGGUAACAAUUUUAACAGGCAAAGUGGUCCAAGUUAA
Staurois parvus is the source of this 510-nucleotide messenger RNA. The record is from the annotation of a GenBank genome assembly. NCBI's taxonomy places the organism in Eukaryota, Metazoa, Chordata, Amphibia, Anura, Ranidae.